UCUCUGUCUGUCUGUCUGUCUGUCUGUCUCUUGCGCGCGCUCGAGCUUCAGCGUGUCCGCGUUCGCAAAGAAAGCUCCCCGCAUUAAACGCUCCUCUUUACUAAUUAAAUCCGGCGAGGCGUCUUGCAAUCGUCCCAGCCAUGCUGCGACAAGGAUUUCCCGGCACCAAUCUAAUCGGCCAGAUUUUGAGACAAGUCACGAAACCACUGUCGAGGGCUAUAGUGAAGCGCUUGAAGAAACGGCCGUUCCUAAGAAAGUACGUACUGACUCAACUGGGACGUUUCUAUUAUUGGUGCGAGGACAGGAUAGAUCAGUCGAAGGUUCGAGCCGUAACGAAGCGAAAGCUCGUUGAUGACGUUCGUACGAUGGAAUUGGGGACGACAUUAUUAAUCGAGGUAAAAAUCGCGAGAUCAGCGGGAACUGACACGUUAUAUGUAAUUGCGAAAAAUUAUAAUCCCGAGAAAUCCGAAUCUCGACCGGCGGGAAACACAACUUUCCGCGGAUAUUCGAGAGCACGCAGUGAGUCGAUUCGCGUCGUUUAUUCCGUGAUUGGCGCGAUGCACACAGAUACAGUCUUGUCUACAGUGUGUCUGAAAAUUCGUAAAAUCCAGGAGGAGGUCACGACUGCGAAGCUACAAAUAAAUAUCUGGAUUCAUUUCGGAUGUUGUGCAGGGCUUCAACAUUAAUGAAUAUAUUAUUAUUCCGAAAUUAAAUGACGCCGCGCAGCAGUAGAUCAAAAUGUUU
This is a messenger RNA of Harpegnathos saltator (Jerdon's jumping ant), 744 nucleotides long. RefSeq lists its product as uncharacterized. The record is from RefSeq and is a predicted model, not a curated record. NCBI's taxonomy places the organism in Eukaryota, Metazoa, Arthropoda, Insecta, Hymenoptera, Formicidae. The transcript has a single exon. The coding region runs from base 141 to 686 and encodes 181 amino acids.